Guillardia theta CCMP2712 is the source of this 729-nucleotide messenger RNA. RefSeq lists its product as hypothetical. The record is from RefSeq and is a predicted model, not a curated record. The coding region runs from base 1 to 729 and encodes 242 amino acids. The transcript has 4 exons. Lineage: Eukaryota; Cryptophyceae; Pyrenomonadales; Geminigeraceae.
AUGGAAGAUACAAACAUGUUGCGGGCUGAUAUCGACAGGAUCUGCACGCGACUGCAGAGCAUUGAGCAGAUCCUAGCCACCGACAGCAAGCACCACGACAUGCCAGACCCCAACUCUACAGGGCGGGGGGGACCGGAUCAUGAUGACAGGCAUGCGAAGCCAGCGCAGUUCAACUUCGGUAAGAACUACUGGUCCGAUCGCGGAUCUCUAUUUGAGAUCAACGAGCCAUGGUUUGACCUCGGAGGCCUCAAGUUCAGCAGAGAGUUUCCCAUGUACGUGGGAAAAGCGCCCCCGCUCCAUACGAUGCACUCGGACAUGUGCAUCAACUGCAGAGAUCUGAGAGUCAUCAACGCCAAGUUGACGGCGUCAAUGCAAUCGCUGACGUCCGACUACAACAAGGCCGGAGUAUACAUCCUUGACCUCGAAGAUCGCGCCAGGAUAGUCGCCGCUGCAAGGGCGUUGCAGCUCAGAGCAGAGACAGCGGAAGAGUCAAGCAGGAAGGCCAAGAUAAUCUCAAGCGAGGCAGCGAAGUCACUGCAGGAGAUCCGAGCGGUGGUCGAGUUCCUGGGGUCGUCGCUGACCAUGUCCCAGAACCAGUUUCGAGAGGAGAGAGAGCAUCGACUCAGGCUGCAAGGGGAGCGUGCCAUGAGGCAGCGAGAGCUACAAGAUCUGCGCUCUACUGUAGCAGCGUAUCGAAGGAACUCUUACCUGACCCACGGAUAUGUCUGA